AUAAAUUCAUAUACAUAUGUUUAUACACAUAAACGCAUAAAGCGCACAUGUUCCCAGACACAGAUUUUUGGAUACUGUGUUAGGAAUCUGAAAGAGUGCACGUUCACAUGCUGCGUGAAUCGCUCCAUUUGCAGGGGCGGACUGACCAUUUGGAAACUCGGGCACUGCCCGAGGGCCCGGGUCAGUAGGGGGCCCCAUGAGAUGCCCCUGGUACCUUAUUCAUAGGCUUUUUUUGAGUUUUGGCAAGGACACAGGGGCCCCAUGAUCCCCUAUUGCCCGGGGGCCCCAUGAGUUGUCAGUCCACCCCUGGGUA
Molecule: messenger RNA, 313 nt
Organism: Staurois parvus
Lineage: Eukaryota; Metazoa; Chordata; Amphibia; Anura; Ranidae
Source: the annotation of a GenBank genome assembly